ACGCCAUCAAAACUCUGAAUUAUGUUUUUUUCGAUUUAGAGCCUUUGUGAAGAAGAUCGUUCGCGGUUGCUGUUGUACGUGUUGAAAGUGGUCGACCACGUCGAAGGUGAGGUCGACCUAAUGUAGCAUUCGCCGUCAUCUUCUCUAAUGCAUGAUUUCCACCGUCUAAUUUGAUAUAUUGUUGCGUGCAGAAUACCAUUUGGUCGACACUUAUCUCAAUCAGGUCAACUUUUGUUUGACAAUUGUUCGGAAUUGAAUUUAGGGCACAACACUCGGACUUCCGUACUUGUGAGGUAACGAAGAUCAACCCAAUAGGUCGACCUAAUGUUUUUCAAGGUCGACCGUUCUGUUUGUUUUGGUUGUUCAUCAUGAAUGUCGACUUUGGCUUUGUUUGUAAGACUAUGUUGUGCUUAAAAGGCCGUCCGCUCAAGCUAUCUGAUCGACCUAUCCAUUUUUUGGGUUAAUAUUACACUUGCUUUCGUUGGUGAAUUGCCCCAAAAAUGCCCCAUGUUCAUAGUCACGGGUAAUUUUUACGGUCUCGGGACCGUAAUAUCUUUUUAGGGUCGCGAGACGCACAAUUGCUGCUGGAAUUUGGCAACUUCACGGUCUGGGGGUGAUUUUCACUAUCUCGGGACUGUGAUAAAUGAGUGAUGCCCUUAAAGUCUUGCACUUUACUCCCCGAAGGUGAUUUUCACCCCCUCAUGGCGUGACAUUUGCCUUUUGCUGGUGAACAUUGCUCAACCUCCACUCCGUGCCUCGUUUUGACAUGUAAUGUGACAAAAAAAGCACAACCUAGUGUAAAAUAGGUUGAGGAACGACGAUUUUCUAAGCAAAACGAAAAAGAAAUGAGGGGUAAAAUAUGUGUAAUUGAGCCCGAAUCACUCCCAAUGACGAAGAAAGAUAAGGUUCCCCCAACGAUACCAGGGGCCGUUUCAAAGAACCAUCUACAAAUUUCAGCAUUCGGAAAUUGAAAGAGAAUCAAUCGCUUACCCAUCCACGAAACUCGCAUCGCACCAUCCUUCCCCCAAAUCCAGUUGGCCCAGGGUCGAAUCAAAGAAAUUGAGGCGGUCAAACGAUGAACUGACCAACUAGACUAUGAUCCCAUCGCUUAUCCCCUUCAUAAAUUACUUCCCUAGGAAUUCUCAGCGAGCCAUUAAUGAAGUCGAUUGUCUUCGGGAAUUCCAAAUAAAGAAGCCCACGAAGAAUCGUCACCGACGGGUGCCACACCAUCGAUGACGGACGCCAUCGAUUCGGGCUAAGAUCAGGUGACUAGAAGGGGAGGGGGGUUCCCUUAGUCACAUGGCUAAGUGAAUCUCAUCCCUUGCACCUCAUUAAAAUCCAAUGAUUGUAUUUAAUUCAAUUUAAUGAAGGACAAUAUAGUAAUUGUAGACUUUUUUAAUUUUCAAUUAUUAAUUAAUUAAAAAAUCCUCAAUAUCUGGCGUGUCUCUUCUCGGCUGGGAUUUGCGUCACCGUUCCGUGUCCCAUCUCUUCCCGCCGGCCAGCAAUCCGGCGUCCCAUUCUCCUCCACAGGUUGCGGCCAUUUUUAUGGGGAAUUUUCCCCUCCCAAUUUUCCAUGAUCAAGGUCCAGAGAGUGGUCCAGAGAGAGAGAGAGUUGCGGCCAUUUUUAUGGGGAAUUUUCCCCCUCCCAAUUUCCAUGAUCAAGGUAGUGAGAGAUAGGAAUAGGUAGAGAGAGACUUUUUCGGCGACCAGCGACGAUGGAGAAGGAUUUCCCUACGAUAGUGCUGGAUUUGUGAUGUUUGUCAUUUUUAGUGACAUUUUGUACGGUUAGUAUGCUUUGUACUGUUUGUCGGUUUAUUUUGUAAUGUUUGUACGCUUUGUUAUUUUGUAAUGUUUGUCGGAUUUUUUUUUAAUGUUUGUAAACUUUAUUCUUUUUGUGCACCAUGUUUAUCAUUUUUGUCAACCAUGUUUGUAAUGUUUUAUGUCUAAAAAACAACCUGGUUGACUUUUGGAUGGAAAUCCUCUAUAUAGGGAUGGAGCCUCCAAAGUUAACCCAGGUGUUUUUUCCAGUUCGUAUGGAUUGUCGGUCUAGUUUUCAUUUUUGUCCACCAUGUUCGUACUGUUUGUAUGUCUAAAAAACAACUGGGUUGACUUUGAGACGGAGCCCUCUAUAUAGGGAUGGAGCCUCCAAAGUCAACCCGGGAGUUUUUCCAGUUUGUAUGAAUUUUUGGUCUAGUUUGUCAUUUUUGUCCACCAUGUUUGUAUGUCUAAAAAACACCCGGGUUGACUUUGGGAAGGAACCCCUUUAUAUAGGGAUGGAGCCUCCAAAGUCAACUUGGUUGUUUUUUUUUUGUAUGGUUUGUAUUGUUUGUCGGUCUAGUUUGUAUUUUUUUUCUAUAGUUCAUAUGUUUGUAAAUCUGUUUGUAUGUUUUGUCGCACUAGUUUGUAUGGUUUGUACUGAUUGUAAGUCCGAUUUGGAUACUUCGUAAUUUUCCAUAAUACCCAAACUACCUCUGUCAUUAAUUAAAUAGCCCUUCCCACUUUUUAACCAUCAAAUUGCUAUAUCCAAAUCUAAAGACUGGGAGGGGCUUAGUCAAGUGACUAAUCAUCCCUUAGUCACUCGAUCCUCUCUCUCCAUCUAUUCUAGGUCGACGAAGCAAACUUUUCAGAGAAAAGAGAAAGAGAGAAGGAAAGUAAAUGGGCCUCUGACUUACGUGGCGGGCAAGGUUACCGAUAUAGAGCUGGGCAUAUUGUGGUUUUAUCUUGCAAUGGAUGUAUCGAUCCAAUCCAUUAUCUGGGCCUAUUCCCAAAGGCCCAAAAGCGAGCCGGCGGAAAUGAUUUUGGUAGAUAGAAGGAGAGGUGAAGAAUAAUUUGUGCUUGUCGAAUGGCAGUGCCCACUUUCCUGCAGGCGUCAAUCCACACUUGUACGAUUCUAGGCACUCACCUAUCGAACUAUUCAAGGUGGUGGUGAUUCUCUCCUUCUCUCCAUCUCUCCAUAUAUCAUAUAUAGAUAGAUUUCAAGAUCUAGCCAAAUUUCCAUGUCUCUUACCAUUGCUAAUUCACUUGUCGAUCUGUUUGACUCUCUCAGCUUACUCUGGUUCUUCUUUUACCUUUUCUCCCCUCCAGGCCUAUGAUUACUUAGAUGAUCGUGAUACGCGUAAUGCUAGUAGCGCUGUUAGGUGGGUCAACCAUUUGCUUAGCCCCAUUCGGUCCUGAGGUAGGAGAACCUGCUGUGCUUCCAGUCAGCAAUUCGGGCUCACAGAUUCCUUCUGCUGCUUGGCAAGAGCUAUAUGAGACGGGUCUGAAGGAAGAAGAGAAUGGAGUAGCCGCAAAGUGUGAGUUCUUCAGGUGUAAAGUACGUGACGGCAUAGUUGGCGUCAAGUAACUAAGUAAGGUGAUGGUUUCUUAAGUUGUAGAACGAGCACUGUUAAAAUGUGAUGUGGAGAUUACUUUAAUUAGUAGAUGUAGACCUUAUGACAAUGAUUUUGACUCAUUCUUGAGAGGGAGUAACUGGCAGAGAGGGGAGGAUAGAGACCUAGCUUGUUAGUUGGGAUGCAAAUUGAAUUUCAGGAGCCAUUUUAAAUGGAAAUGGUAUUGUUAUCGUGACAUACAUACAGGUGAUAUUAUUAUUAUAUAUAAAGAAGAAGCAAAGUUACUGUUGCCUAAUUUCUUGCAUUUUGAUACUCCAAAUUUAACUAAAUCACAGUUUAGUCAUCAUAAUGUACAUUUUACAUUUUGAUACCAAAUUUAAUUUUAAUAUAAAAUCAUUGAACAA
Molecule: messenger RNA, 3733 nt
Organism: Linum trigynum
Lineage: Eukaryota; Viridiplantae; Streptophyta; Magnoliopsida; Malpighiales; Linaceae
Source: the annotation of a GenBank genome assembly